Messenger RNA from Aspergillus oryzae RIB40, 963 nucleotides. Its product is annotated as ankyrin repeat domain-containing protein. The record is from RefSeq and is a predicted model, not a curated record. Lineage: Eukaryota; Fungi; Ascomycota; Eurotiomycetes; Eurotiales; Aspergillaceae. Gene Ontology annotation, molecular function: protein binding. Bases 1 to 963 code for a protein of 320 amino acids. The transcript has a single exon.
AUGGCCCUCUGGCUGAUCGGCCAAGGCGCCAAUGUCACUGAAUGGCGCAUGGGAACCGGUUUAAUCAUCCUCAGCAUAGCCGCUGGAUUCUGUUCCGCAAAUGUUGUCCGCAGAGUCGUCGACAUUAUUCGGGACAGGGUCGGUAACAUCGGAGAUAUAUUCUCCCCUGCGGAUAAUGUCCUCAUCCUGCACCGUGCAAUCUCGAAAGGAGAUGCUGAAUCCGUCCGCAUUCUACUUGCAAAUGGGGCUGACCCUUCCGGGUGGGAUAUACACGGUGUAUCGGCAUUGACACUGGCCACGGCAAGUGGCAACGAAGAGAUAGUCACGAUGCUUCUGGAUUUGGGUGCAAACCCCUUACCUCAUGACGCUGUGGAACGAUCUGCCGUGGGGUGUGCUGCUAGCUCGACCAAACUGAGCUGGAAGACAGUAGAGCGGAUUUUCCACGCGUAUCGAAAUGCAGGCGGAGAUAUCAACUGCACUUAUGUUACCAUUCCGGAGUUUGUUGGUGGAGCCCCUAGGCCUCUUCAGACACUGCCACUGCAUCAGUUUGCUGCUGCCGGGUCGGUACCCGGGAUAGAGUUACUCCUCCGCUAUGGUGCGAAGGUCUCCACCAAGGGGCGCAAUGGGAUGACGGCACUCCACGCGGCUCUGUUCAGGUAUCGGUAUAAUCGGGAUACCUACCAAAACAUUGACGAGAUCUGCCAGGUGCUGGUUAAAGCUGCUAUUCGAUUGGGAGAAGAUUCAAAUAACCAAUUGACCUCGUCUUCCUCCUUCAUGCCAAUGAGAGGUACCACGGCAUUGCACCUAGCUGUGGUUUGUGAAUUAGAGGAAAUUGUCCGGUUGCUACUGGAUCAAGGGGCUGAUGUGAAGAUAGUUGAUGAGGAAGGGAAGACCGCCUUAGAUCGCGCUAAAGGAUUGGGCAACCAGCCAAUCAUUGAUUUGCUCACGGCGAAGGACGUAUGA